CUUCGUUGGUUCUUCAUUAAUGGCGGCCUGCCGGGUCCUCUAGGAUCCCUUUCGUCGCAGGUGCGCCAGUGAAGUCCAAUAAUGUUGUUGCUACGUUCGAUUCUCUUUGUCCUUGUGCUAUCCCACUAUUUCUUGGCUCCAAUCGCUGGAUCGACUGAAGAAGAAGAGUUCUCCGAAGAAUUGCUUCUGAAGCCCUUGCCUGAUCAGAAAGUCCUUGCUCAUUUCCACUUCGACAGCAGAGCUCCCCCAUCGAUAACCCAUGGCCGCCAUCACCGAGUCUUCCCCAAAGCCACCGCUCAACUGGUCCAAAAAUUCCGGAUUCGUGAGAUGGAGUUGUCAGUCACGCAAGGUCGCUGGAACUACGAACGAUGGGGUGGAUUUGAUCCUGUAUCGAGCGCGAAUGCGAAACCUCCCGGAGUUGAGUUGUGGGCUGUCUUCGAUGUCCCCCCUGAUCAGGUCGAUUCAACCUGGAAAAAUCUGACCCACACCCUCUCGGGUCUCUUCUGUGCGUCGAUUAACUUCUUGGAAUCAUCUACUGCUUAUGCUUCUCCACAUUGGAGCUUUCGAUCAUUCUCGGGUACCCUUAGAUAUGGUGCUCUGCCACGGGAGGCUGUUUGUACUGAGAACCUAACUCCUUGGUUGAAGUUGCUCCCUUGUCGAGACAAAGCCGGGCUUGCUGUUCUAAUGGACAGACCUUCUAUCUAUAGAGGAUUCUAUCAUUCACAGCGGUUAAAGUUGAUAUCAACUGAAUCGGGUUCAGAGGUUGGGGUGGAACGUGAGAUUUUGCUUGAACAUACUCUUACUGUCGUUCUUCAACCUAGUGAAUUGCAGCCAAGUUGGUCUUUAAGCUCAAUUUUUGGAAGGAAAAUCACUGGAAAAUGUGUUCUUGCAAAGUCUAGCACUGUAUUCAUUGGACUUGAGAGGAAUCUAGUCUCUGAAAUCAAUGAGUUGGGAAAGAAGAAUGAGAAAAAUUGGGUUGCUGAAAAGACCUCUGGCUCUUGGAGUAACCUAGUAUUUCAGCUCUCUUUUAGUCCGGAUAGGGUAAUUGAAGAGGUAAACAACGGGCAUGGUGGGAACUCAGCCGUUCUAUAUGAGUUCUCCACUGAGAAAUACAGUGAUUAUGAGCCAUUUGAUGUAAGUUUGACAUGGAAACAGCCUAUGUUCUGGUUGUCUCCGCAAGCACCAUUCCAUGCAAGUAGGUUCUUAAUGGGAAGUGGGAAUGCAAGAGGUUCCAUUGCUAUCACUUUGAAAUCUACAGAAUUUGUCAAGGGAAUCUUGGGUGAUAGCAUCGGUAAAGACGGUUGUAAGGUGCGGAUUGAUGUUUUCCAAGUUGUGCCUUGGUAUGUGAAAGUCUACUUUCAUACUCUGCAGAUAUUUGUUGACGGAGAAGCACAAAUUGUUUGGGAGACCAUAGAGAAAAUACGGGUUUCACCUUCUGAAGAUAGGGUAUCACCUGGGCUGAUGGAGAUGCUUCUGAGAUUCCCUUGUGAUAUGAAAUCAGCUGUUCUAACCAUUGAGUUCGAUAAGGGAUUAUUACACAUCGAUGAAUAUCCUCCAGAUGCUAAUCAGGGAUUUGACAUUCCAGCAGCUGUAAUUAGUUUUCCUGACUUUGAAGCAAGUAUGCAUUUUCUUAAUGAGAACUCCAGCAAGUCACCAUUGUUAUCUAAGUUUCAGGAGAAGAAUCCUGUGCUGUCUUACACAGAAAUAUUACUUGUGCCUCUUGCCACUCCUGAUUUUAGCAUGCCUUACAAUGUGAUUACAAUCACAUGCACGGUGUUUGCUUUGUAUUUUGGAUCACUGCUCAAUGUAUUAAGGAGGCGGGUUGGUGAGGAAGAAAGAUUCUUAAACAGACAAGCUUCCAGGAAAGGAGGUCUGCUUCCUCGGCUCCUAUCAAAGUUAGUUGGAAAGCUAAGAGGAAGACCAGAAGAACCAUCGCAGUCACAAGCACCAUCAUCAUCAUCCUUACUAACUCCUAAGUUCAUACUCAAAGUCCUAUUAGUGGCAGGGAUUGCUGUUGGCUGGCAUUAUUAUUCUGAAUGACUGCCAAAGCUAAUCCGAGGUAGCCUUCUUGUACAAUAUGUGCGUGAAAUCCAAUUUAGUACUUUUUUUAAUAAGAUAUUUUCUGAUAGUGGGUGCUGUACCAUUUCCCUGUAGUUCAAUUUUGCCCAUUUGAUUUAUUUGUUGAUGGAAUAGCUGAAACUCAUGCAAGGAUGGUCAUCAAUAGAGUUACACAUAUUACAAAAACCAUGCAUAUCACUUUACUGCUUUAUUAUACAAUGCAAAGCGAAUCUCUGUUUUUCU
This is a messenger RNA of Telopea speciosissima, 2301 nucleotides long. Its product is annotated as GPI transamidase component PIG-T. NCBI's taxonomy places the organism in Eukaryota, Viridiplantae, Streptophyta, Magnoliopsida, Proteales, Proteaceae. Gene Ontology annotation, cellular component: GPI-anchor transamidase complex. The transcript has 5 exons. Gene Ontology annotation, biological process: attachment of GPI anchor to protein. The record is from RefSeq and is a predicted model, not a curated record. The coding region runs from base 82 to 2040 and encodes 652 amino acids.